GUUUGCAGGAAAUCGUUUUCCGUAUCGGGCCCAAAUGCCCCACUUCCUGCCGCGCAUCGUGCAGUCGCUCUACAAGAGCUUCGGUGUUUCGCUCCUGGCGCUGGAGACGACCACCAUUGACUUCCUCAACAUCUUGGUGAUGGGGCAGAUAUGCAUGCACCUCCAGGUGCUCAGCUUGGCCUUCGAGAAGCUGCACGACAGCAGCGCCGUCGACGCCUACAGCUGGCUGGUUGCCACAGUCAAAUACCAUUGCGAGUUGAUUCUUCUGCGCCAGCAAGUGGAGCGCAUCUUCAAUCUGGCUGUGAUGCUGCAGUUCGUUAGCUCCGUUGUCAUUGUGGCCAUGACCGCCUUCCAGGUCAUCGUGAUCGGCGACGGCUCGAAGAGCUCCAUGAUAAUGAACCUGAUGCUCUGCUGCGUGCUCUGUCAACUGUUUCUGUACUGCUACUUUGGCAACGAGGUGUACGAGCACAGCAAAUCCCUCUCCAGCGCUGCCUUUGGCUGCAAUUGGUAUUCACUCGACCGGAGGUGCAAGAAGACCUUGUUGAUUUUCAUGGUAAACGCGGAUCGUCUAUUUCUGUUUACGGCUGGCGGCUUUAUGGGUCUCACCUUGCCCAGUUUCACUUAUAUCAUAAGCAAGUCCUAUUCCCUUGUGGCGGUGCUCAGGCAAAUGUACAGCAGGUCUUAGAGGAGCUAAUGGAGAGAAGAGGAUUGGAGAGGGGUGGGCAGAGAGGGAGUGGCAUUUCAAGCACCUAUAGAAUAUAAUCACAUAAUUAUGGAACCAUUAAAAUGUCAUUAGCUAAUCAAAUUGAAUAUUCUAUGCACGCAAUGGGUUAAAGGUGUUAAAAGGUGUCAUUACAUCAUUAUAUCACAGCCCUAUUCCUUAUAAGUAUAUAAAUAGAAACGAAGUAUAUGAUAUGUUCCAGAAAUAUGAACAAGGAACUCGUUAGCUUUGAUCAAUAUAUGUAUAAUAUAUCGAAGAGUACGCUGUGUGCCAUUCCAUCGGGGCAGAGAGAACUUGGUGUAGAUGCUCGAAUCGGAGAAUCGAACUGGAGCUAAAAGACGCAAAGAAUCCGCAGACGAAGCAGAAUCGAGCGACGCAGACUCGAUGAUUGGAGUGGAUUUAAUGAAGAUUUAAUGAGUGCUUGCGGAGUGCAGCUUAUACACACAUACAAACACACAUACAUAUGUACAAGCAUGUAUAGACAUAUGUAUAUGUAAAACUGAAUCAACUAAUUAUGUUUGUUUUUUAUAUUUCCACGAUAUUGUGCAGAUGGGGUAUAGAGUUCGUUUA
Molecule: messenger RNA, 1291 nt
Organism: Drosophila mojavensis
Lineage: Eukaryota; Metazoa; Arthropoda; Insecta; Diptera; Drosophilidae
Product: odorant receptor 85c
Exons: 3
Coding region: 35-685 (216 amino acids)
Biological process (GO): detection of chemical stimulus involved in sensory perception of smell; sensory perception of smell
Cellular component (GO): plasma membrane
Molecular function (GO): odorant binding; olfactory receptor activity
Source: RefSeq, a predicted model, not a curated record